Molecule: messenger RNA, 1384 nt
Organism: Elgaria multicarinata webbii
Lineage: Eukaryota; Metazoa; Chordata; Lepidosauria; Squamata; Anguidae
Product: serum paraoxonase/arylesterase 2-like
Biological process (GO): response to toxic substance
Molecular function (GO): arylesterase activity
Source: RefSeq, a predicted model, not a curated record
CUCUUCUGCAUCGGCUCCAGCCUCGGAGGCGACCGGCGCGCAAAGGUGGAGCUUGGUGCCCUUGCUUGGGGCAUUUUCCCGUAGGUGGGACGCGCGAAGUUCUCGGCCACCAAACUUCCUGUUGAACUCGCCCGGGCGACAGAGAGGGUCGCGUCUGCGCCGCUUCUCGGGUCGACGCGGACCACUGAGGCUGCUGAGCGAUGGGGAAGCUGCUGGCGCUGGCUGUCGUCGGCAUCUUGGCCGCCCUGAUCGGAGAAAGGCUGAUGGCGUUUCGACAUAGAACGUGCGCCUCACGGGAAUUGAAACCAAAGCGGCUUCCAAACUGUCAACUUAUUAAAGGAAUUGAGGCUGGCUCAGAAGACAUUGACAUACUUCCAAAUGGCCUCGCUUUCAUUAGCUCUGGUUUAAAAUAUCCCGGUCUACAAAGCUUUGCCCCGGAUAAAAGAGGGAAAAUAUUUCUGAUGGAUUUAAAGGAAGAAAACCCUCAGCCAGUUGAGCAAAUCAGCCGUGGCUUUGAUCUGGCGUCUUUUAACCCUCAUGGGAUCAGCCUAUACGUUGGUCAGGAUGAUGCGGUCUACCUCUUUGUUGUAAAUCAUCCACAAUACAAGUCAACGGUGGAACUCUUUAAAUUUGUGGAGGAUGACAAUUCUCUUGAGCACCUUAAAACUAUCAAACAUGAGCUCCUGCCAAGUGUGAAUGACAUUGUGGCUCUCGGCCCCGACAGUUUCUAUGCCACCAACGAUCAUUAUUUCACAGAGACCAUCUUAGUGUCCUUGGAGAUGUUCCUGGGCUUGACCUGGACAAAUGUUGUCUACUACAGCCCAAAAGAAGUUAAAGAAGUGGCUGCAGGAUUUUACUCUGCCAACGGCAUCAACAUGUCACCCGAUGAGAAGUACCUCUACGUUGCCGAUCUGCUGGGUCAUAACAUUCAUGUCUUCGAAAAACAUGCUAAUUUGAGUUUAACUCCUUUAAAGGUGUUGCAGUUGGACACUCUAAUUGAUAACCUGUCGGUUGAUCCAUACACUGGAGACAUUUGGACUGGCUGUCAUCCCAAUGGCAUGAAAUUGUUAUUUUAUGAUCUGGAGAACCUUCCUGGCUCAGAGGUGCUUCGCAUCCAGGGCAUCCUUUCUGAGAAGCCUAUGGUCACCCAAGUGUAUAUUGAUGAUGGGUCUGUAAUUCAAGGGAGUUCGGUGGCUACCGUGUAUGGCAAGGACCUGCUUAUUGGCACUGUGUUUCACAGAGGACUUCACUGCCGGCUGUAGCUGGCUCAAUGUGGACUUUGACCAAGUGGAAAAGGUUGGUGUCAUCUGAGCCAAACUUCCUGCCACCUGCCGUUCUGGACCAGCUAACUUCAACCUCUGUUUCAAUAAAGAUUAACCUGAGA